Medicago truncatula (barrel medic) is the source of this 1363-nucleotide messenger RNA. RefSeq names its product BURP domain protein RD22. Bases 267 to 1238 code for a protein of 323 amino acids. NCBI's taxonomy places the organism in Eukaryota, Viridiplantae, Streptophyta, Magnoliopsida, Fabales, Fabaceae. The record is from RefSeq and is a predicted model, not a curated record. The transcript is spliced from 3 exons.
UCGUAAAACCUAACUUGAUUUACAAUGAUAUUAUUAGGUUAAACAUUUUUAUCCGAAUUUAAAUACGAAACUUCACAUUGAUGUAUAUGACAAUCAGGUGGUGCUUGUCACUGCAUACAAUCUAAAAAAGGCUGUAUGAACUUGUUUUCGGUGUUGUCACCGGUUAUAUAUAAAGGGUUCUUGCAGCUUUGUUUUUCAUUCCAUCUCAACUAGAAGUACUUCUCUUGAAUCUUUCUCUACUAGAGUUUCAGCUUCACUUAUCCAACAUGGAAUUUCAUCUUUUUCAUAUCAUUACUUUUCUCAUGGUUGUGUUAGUGGGAACUAAUGCUACAGUAUCACCACCUCAACUUUACUGGAAAUCCAUGCUUCCAAACUCUCCAAUGCCAAAAUCCAUCACAAAUCUGCUACACCCUGCUGGAUAUUGGAGUAAAGAGAAAGCAAGGGAUGUAAGCAAUAAUGGUUUAGAUGUUGGAGUCAGAGAAGGGUAUGAAGGAGGUGGCAUUGGUCUGAAUGAUGAAAAAUUUCCAUUUAUUUACUUUUAUCCUAUAAUACUCAAUGAGAGUCAAAUCCAAUUACAUGAUAAACAAAAUGUAACACUUUUCUUCUUGAAAAAAGAUUUGCAUCAUGGAACAAAAUUGAACUUGCAAUUCACAAAUAAUAGUGGAGCAAAAUUCUUGCCUAAAGAAGUUGCUAAUUCCAUACCCUUUUCAUCAAACAAAAUGGAAAACAUACUCAACAAGUUUUCCAUCAAGGAAGGAUCAAAGGAAGCUGAAAUUGUGAAGAGAACAAUAAGUGAGUGUGAAGCAAAUGGCAUCAAAGGUGAGGAAAAGCUUUGUAUAACUUCAUUGGAAUCUAUGGUUGAUUUCACCAUUUCGAAACUCGGAAACAAUGUUGAAGCUGUUUCAACAGAAGUGGAUAAAAAUAGUAAUGGUUUGCAACAAUAUGUUAUAGCAAAAGGAGUGAAUAAAUUGGGUGAGAAGAACAAAACUAUUGUGUGUCACAAAGAGAAUUACCCUUAUGCAGUUUUUUACUGUCAUAAAACUGAUUCAACUGAAGUUUACUCUGUGCCAUUGGAAGGUGUUGAUGGAAACAUGGUUAAAACUAUUGCUGUUUGUCACACUGAUACAUCAGAAUGGAAUCCUAAACAUUUGGCUUUUUAUGUGCUUAAAGUUCAACCAGGGACUGUUCCUAUUUGUCACAUCCUCCCACAGGAUCAUGUUGUUUGGGUUUCCAAUUGAUCAAAAUCCAUAGUCAUAUCCUUGAAUAAUAAAUUACACUACGUAGAAGCAGCUACUAUAAAUGAUAUUAAAUAAUAAACAUAGCAUUAUGCAAACAAUGUUUAAUUAUUGUUGUAUGGUUACAA